Molecule: messenger RNA, 569 nt
Organism: Daphnia carinata
Lineage: Eukaryota; Metazoa; Arthropoda; Branchiopoda; Diplostraca; Daphniidae
Product: cuticle protein 21-like
Exons: 2
Coding region: 144-440 (98 amino acids)
Source: RefSeq, a predicted model, not a curated record
UUCUUUUUUUUUCACUGCCAGCAUCUCAACCAUCGUACUCCUCCCACAUGGAACUAUAAAAGAGCUGUGUUGUUGGUCGAUCAAAUCACCAGUUCUCCCAGUUUGAGAAAGUAGCUUCUCCUCUUCUACAAAAACAAAUCAACAUGAAGUGCCUGAUGAUCUUGGCUGUUUUGGUUGCUGCCGUUGCUGCUGCACCCCAGUACUUGCCUUAUGGCUACUCUUCCUAUGGCUACGCUGGUCUUCCCUACGCCGCUGCUCCUGGCUUUGCUUACAACUACGUCACAGGCCCCGCCGCCUACCCUGUCGCUGCUCCAGUUGCCUACGCCGCUCCUGCUCCAGUUGCCUACGCCGCUCCUGCUCCCAUCGCCUACCAGACCGGUGCCAAAGUUGUGGCCAAAUACGAGCCUGUCGAACAACACGGAUAUCAAAUCGCUUAUUAAAUAACGUACCAUACCUGAACGUGAACAACAGAUUAUCUAAAGCCGACGAAUUCAACAUCCUUUCUGUCGGCAAUAAGGGGCGUCCAUCUGGCCACUUAAAAGACGAAAUAAAGAUUUUUUUAAAGACUA